CGACUCGACGCUUUGCUUUCCCACAGCGCUCACGGAAGAUAUCAUAUAGACAGACACAAAACUCAUUUGUCUUUCUCCCCACUACCAUAUUGAAAAGCAGCACUGCCGAUUGUGUGCUUUUUGUCUCGGCUGGAAAAGCUUCUACGCAAACUUCGCAUCUUCCUAAAGGCAUCCUAUCAUGUCGGCUAUGGACGUUGACGAUGACUUUAUGAACGACAGCGAUGCCGCAGAAGAUUAUGACACCGGCUCGGACGCGGAGAACGGGGAGGAGGACUACGAUGAGGACUACGACGAGGACGAGGAAGAGUUUGCAACCGGCGACGGGUUUGAGCCCGUCAUCGCCGACAAAGACAUCAAGAAGGCCUACGAGGUCGAUUGGAAGGUCCACUCGACCGCCGACAUUACCGCUUUCCAAAACGAAGAGGUGGCCCACGUUGCCGGGAUCCUUGGCUGCUUGCCUGAACAUGCAGCGACCCUGCUGAGACAAUACAAGUGGAACAAAGAGCGCCUCAUCGAACGUUACGUAGAAGAUCCAGAAGGCGAAUCUGAGAAAGCGGGGGUGGUGGUAGACACGCAAAAGCAACCCAAGUUCACCACCGUGAAAGGCUUCGAGUGCCCGAUCUGCUGCAAUGACGAUGAAGACCUGGAGACCAUUGCCUUACACUGCGCCCACCGCUUUUGUCGGGAUUGCUACGAACACUACCUGAAGGAAAAAAUCGCCGAGCAAGGAGAAAGCAGGCGGAUACAAUGUAUGGAGGCUGGUUGUAAAUUGGUGGUGGACGAAAAUACUGUUCAUUUGCUGGUGUCGGAGGAGGUACACGCAAAAUACCGGUCGUUGCUCAUUCGGACCUACGUGGACGACUCACCAUUCCUGCGAUGGUGUCCCGCCCCCGACUGCGAGUACGCUAUCGAAUGCCACGUAGCGCAAACGCAGUUAGCCGAGAUUGUUCCCACAGUCAAGUGCAAUUGCGGUCAUGUGUUUUGCUUCGGCUGUGGACUACCAGAUCACAAGCCAUGCAUAUGCCCACUUGUACGGUUCUGGCUCAAGAAAUGCGCGGACGACUCGGAAACAGCAAAUUGGCUAUCAGCCAAUACGAAGGAAUGCACGAAAUGCGCAUCCACGAUCGAAAAGAAUGGGGGCUGUAACCACAUGACGUGCAAGAAAUGUAAAUACGAGUUCUGUUGGGUCUGUCUGGGGCCGUGGGUGGAUCACGGAACACAGUGGUACAAUUGCAACCGCUUCGACGAAAAAGCAAGCAUAGACGCAAGGGAUUCGCAAGCGAAAAGCCGACGACAGCUCGAAAGAUAUCUACAUUACUACAACCGCUACGCAAACCACGACCGGUCCGCAAACUUCGGCGUUUACCUGAUAGCCCGCACAGCUAAGUACAUGGCGGACAUGCAAUCUGCAUCAAGCCUAUCCUGGAUCGAAGUCCAGUUCCUCCGAAAAGCCCUCGACGAGCUCCUCGAGUCGCGGAUGGUGCUCAAAUGGACGUACUGCUUCGCCUACUACCUCGCCCGCGACAACAUGACUGCUCUGUUCGAGGACAACCAGCGCGAUUUGGAAGUUGCAGUCGAGAACCUAAAUGAGCUGCUUGAGAAGCCGAUAUUUGGCGCAGAGGCGGCCAAAGUGUUCCAAGGGCUCAAAGCCGCGCAAAGUUCUUCAUCAUCGGACCUUGCUUCCACCACUACCACUACCAAUACCCCCGCCCCCGCCCCAGGCAUCGAAGGAACGACCCCGCCAAACACCACCACCCUCGCAGACAUAGAAGACCGGAUCAGGAACCUGCGACAACAGGUGCUCGACAAGAUGGGAUAUGUGAAGCAUAGACGCGAGGUGCUACUGAGAGAUACGGCCCAGGGGUUGAAGGAACGUCGCUGGACGGUCAUUGUAGAUAUGAAAACGGGCAUGAUGCUCGAUUGAAUUGGAGGGUCGUUCCCACGUGCGAGCGUGCGAUAGGAAGAGGGAGGGGUGCGGAGGGGGGAAGGGGAAGGGAUAUGCGCCA
Messenger RNA from Fimicolochytrium jonesii, 2006 nucleotides. Its product is annotated as ariadne-1. Bases 179 to 1924 code for a protein of 581 amino acids. NCBI's taxonomy places the organism in Eukaryota, Fungi, Chytridiomycota, Chytridiomycetes, Spizellomycetales, Powellomycetaceae. Gene Ontology annotation, biological process: protein polyubiquitination; ubiquitin-dependent protein catabolic process; positive regulation of proteasomal ubiquitin-dependent protein catabolic process. Gene Ontology annotation, molecular function: ubiquitin protein ligase activity; ubiquitin conjugating enzyme binding; zinc ion binding. The record is from RefSeq and is a predicted model, not a curated record. The transcript is spliced from 3 exons. Gene Ontology annotation, cellular component: cytoplasm; ubiquitin ligase complex.